AUCUAGUCAGAAACGAUGGGUGCACAGCAUCUGUAUUUGAAAAUUCAUUACAACGUGUUUUGUUGCGGGCGGAAAAUUUCAAUCUUUGGCGAACAAACAAAGCAUCAAUCUCAUUGCAAACUAAAUGGUUGUUUCACUGAAGAUGCUGGGAAACCCACCAGAGAUUUCCUCAAAACUGGAGCAGCUUGUGCAAUAUAUACCAUGAAAAGGUAUGGAUUUUGCGAUAAUCUGUAUUCCACCAUUCUUAAAGUUGUACACACCUUUCUUUUCCAUAAUUUGGGAGAUCAACGAAUGGAUAAGGUUUCUUUGGAGGUAGUGAUCAUCUCAGCCCAUGAUCUGAAAUGUGUAACAAGUUUUGGAAGGCCCAUGCGAACUUAUGCAGUUGUAUGGAGCGAUUCCACCACUCAAAACUCUACGCGAACAGACAGAAAGGGUGGCAGAUACCCCACCUGGAACGAUAAGUUCCAAACAACUGUCAACAAGGGCUUCCUCCAGCAAAAGGGCUCUGCUCUCUUGGUGCAAAUAUACUGUAAAACCAUGAUGGGCAAAAAGAGAGUGGGAAGUGCUCGAAUGCCCUACUCUGAUAUUUUGGAGGGAUACACGUCGCCCGAUUCCAUGCAUUUUGUGACCUAUCGGAUUAGGAGGCCAAAUGGCAGGCCUCGAGGUACGCUUGAUUUGUCCGUGAGAUUUCUGGACAAAAUGGAUCCGAGCAUACACAAUUCAAGGCCUCAGUUUCAGAUGAAGUUCCCGAGUUUUCCCUCCAGACAGAGAACACAAGCGAGUUCGAGUAGCCAAGGUUAUGCAAUUGGCCUUCCCUUAUCCAACUCGUAUUCUUCCAUGAACUCAACAACUACAUCUUAUGGCUAUCAACACCAUGGCCGCCUUCCUCCGUUCAAUUUGCAAGUAUCUGCUGCGAGUUACAACGCCCAUCAUUCCCAAUUUCCUACGUAUUUAUAAGCGAGAAAGUGUGCAUAGAAGAUGUAAUUUACAGGUUAGCCUAUGAUGGAAUAGACGAUUGAAAGUGUGCAUAGAGGAUGUAAUUUACAAGUUAGUCUAUGGUGGAAUAGACGAUAGAAAAUUUACUUGAUUAGAAAGAUUUAAUAAUUUAUUAUUAAGGUAAGAAAGAAAAGAUGAUGAAUCAUUGAAUGUAAUUAUAAAUCUUUGGAACUAUACUAUAAAUGUUUUAUA
This is a messenger RNA of Cryptomeria japonica (Japanese cedar), 1188 nucleotides long. RefSeq lists its product as uncharacterized. The transcript has a single exon. Bases 16 to 957 code for a protein of 313 amino acids. The record is from RefSeq and is a predicted model, not a curated record. NCBI's taxonomy places the organism in Eukaryota, Viridiplantae, Streptophyta, Pinopsida, Cupressales, Cupressaceae. Gene Ontology annotation, biological process: defense response.